Molecule: messenger RNA, 2221 nt
Organism: Trichoplusia ni (cabbage looper)
Lineage: Eukaryota; Metazoa; Arthropoda; Insecta; Lepidoptera; Noctuidae
Product: tubulin beta chain-like
Exons: 12
Coding region: 119-1474 (451 amino acids)
Biological process (GO): microtubule cytoskeleton organization; mitotic cell cycle
Cellular component (GO): microtubule; cytoplasm
Molecular function (GO): GTPase activity; structural constituent of cytoskeleton; GTP binding
Source: RefSeq, a predicted model, not a curated record
CUAAGAAUUGAAACUUACGUUGAGAUAAACAGUUCUAACCAUUCUGAUUUUGUUAAACGUUCGUUUUAGGACAUAAUUUUGUGAAGAGGUUAUAUUUGAAUAGUUUCAGUGUUUCAAAAUGCGUGAAAUAGUGCAUGUACAGGCCGGACAGUGUGGAAAUCAAAUUGGUUCCAAGUUCUGGGAGAUUAUAUCAGAUGAACAUGGCGUCGAUCCCAACGGUAAUUACAUCGGGGAAAGUGAUUUGCAACGCGAAAGGAUAAAUGUUUACUACAAUGAAGCUUCAGGAGGUAAAUACGUGCCACGAGCUGUGCUUGUGGAUCUGGAGCCAGGGACCAUGGACUCCGUGAGGUCAGGACCUUACGGGCAGCUGUUCCGCCCAGAUAACUUCGUCUUUGGGCAGAGUGGGGCGGGUAACAACUGGGCAAAAGGCCAUUACACUGAAGGCGCAGAACUAGUCGACUCAGUAAUGGACGUCAUUAGAAAGGAGGCUGAGGGCUGCGACUGUCUACAAGGUUUCCAACUGACCCACUCUCUGGGCGGAGGCACAGGAUCCGGUAUGGGUACGCUGCUACUGAGUAAGAUCCGUGAAGAGUUUCCAGACAGAAUUAUGAACACUUUUAGUGUUGUACCUUCACCUAAAGUGAGCGAAGUAGUCCUAGAGCCAUAUAAUGCCACAUUAUCGGUACAUCAGCUUGUGGAGAACACAGACAUGUCAUUUUGUAUCGACAACGAGGCGUUGUAUAAUAUUUGCUUCAGGACUUUAAGACUAACCAGUCCAAGUUACGGUGAUUUGAACCAUUUGAUCUCGCUGACGAUGUCCGGUGUGACAACCUGCUUCCGGUUCCCCGGCCAGCUGAACGCGGACUUGCGGAAGCUCGCUGUGAACAUGGUGCCUUUCCCUAGACUGCAUUUCUUUAUGCCAGGUUUCGCGCCAUUAACAGCGAGAUCCUCAUUCCACUACCGCCCGCAGACUGUACCUGAACUGAUGAGUCAAAUGUUCAACUCUGGCAACAUGAUGACGGCAGCCGACCCUCGUCACGGCAGGUACCUGACUGUUGCCACCAUAUUCCGGGGAAGGAUGUCCAUGAAGGAGGUCGACGAACAAAUCUUAGCGAUUCAGAAUAAGAAUUCCAGCUAUUUCGUGGAAUGGAUUCCUAACAACUUGAAGGUAGCAGUCUGUGAUAUCCCUCCUCGCGGCUUGAAGAUGUCAGCGACGUUCAUCGGAAACAGCACAGCAAUUCAGGAGAUAUUCAAACGUAUAAGCGAACAGUUCACCGCUAUGUUCAGGAGAAAGGCCUUCCUCCACUGGUACACCGGCGAGGGUAUGGAUGAGAUGGAGUUCACAGAAGCAGCGAGCAACAUGGCCGACCUCAUAUCAGAAUAUCAACAAUAUCAGGAAGCGAUGGUUGAUGAUGAUGACGUUUUCGACGAAGAAGAGGAAUUGGCGCAAGAGGAGUAUGCUGAACAGGCUUAAAUAUAAGAUACAUUGAACUGUAUGUAUUAAAAAACCUGUCCGAUUUAUUAAGGGGCUGUAGAGUCGGGUCAAAUGAUUAAAUACUUAUGAUUGAUGGAAGAAAAUAUAGAAAAGGAUAUCCCACAACCAAUUUAAUUAAUUUAAAAUAAUAUCAUACAGAGUAUUUCUGGCAACACUGAAAACUAUGUAUCUGUUCUAAAGUACCUGUAUUAAAAGUACAUAUAUACUAAUGGACAUGCCUUAGAGAUGAGAAUUGUAGCACUCCGAAAGAAAGAGAGGAAACGAAGUUUUGUCUAUCUUUAUCUCUUACCGAAAGUAUAGGCCAUCUCUCUCACUCUUUUCAAACCAAAAAUUUACAGCAGAUUAUAAGCGUACGGCAUAUGUUGAUGACUAAAAUAAUAUGUUUAAUGUAAUAUUAUUUUUAUCACGUCUUGCAAGUCACUUAUAUUAUGUCCUUCAAGGAUCAGACAGGGUUUUUAACACAUACUAUAUAAUCCACGCAAAUUAUUAACAGAAAGUAAAUUUAUACCAUUUAUGGAAAAAUUACGUCAUUUCGAAAAACAGACACAAAACAAAAUGGCGGACUGUAGUUAGUAAUUAGCGAGGAUUAUAAUAAAUUAUGUAAAAUGCUUUUUUUAUAUUUUACAAGCGAAUAACUUGGAUAAACCAUUUUAAUUAAUUUUACGAAUUGUAAAGCAAACGUGUUGAAAGCUUAUUUUACCCGUCUAGAAAGUGACCGUGUUGAGA